Musa acuminata subsp. malaccensis (wild Malaysian banana) is the source of this 1175-nucleotide messenger RNA. RefSeq names its product transcription factor CSA. Gene Ontology annotation, molecular function: DNA-binding transcription factor activity, RNA polymerase II-specific; RNA polymerase II cis-regulatory region sequence-specific DNA binding. Gene Ontology annotation, cellular component: nucleus. Gene Ontology annotation, biological process: regulation of DNA-templated transcription. The record is from RefSeq and is a predicted model, not a curated record. Lineage: Eukaryota; Viridiplantae; Streptophyta; Magnoliopsida; Zingiberales; Musaceae.
CGGGAAAGAGUCUUGUCGAGGAAGUUACAGAAAAGGAUGUGUAUGUUAGGUUUGAUGCAAGUUUACAGGAAGAAAGUGAUGAACACGCAACUGUAAGGUUGAUGGCUGCAGUGAUAUAAUACUACCUCUCCUUGUCGUGCGCAGCUAACAAAAAGGACUCGGCAUCCGAACCCUAAGCCAACUCGACUCGCUUAUCCUCUCUUCCUCCCUUUUACAUUCCCUGUUCUCGUCUCCCAGCGCCUGUCUUCGUCGGACUUUUGCGUGGAUAGGAGUUAUGGAAUCGACAUCUUCGGCGUCAGCAGGAUCCGGUGGCACAAAGGCGUGCCGGCGUGGGCACUGGAGGCCCGGUGAAGACGAGAAGCUGCGGCAGCUCGUGGAAGAGUUUGGACCUCGCAACUGGAACUCGAUUGCUGAGAAGCUGAAGGGGAGAUCAGGUAAGAGCUGCAGAUUGAGGUGGUUUAACCAGCUUGACCCGAGGAUCAACAAAAGGCCAUUCACAGAACAAGAGGAAGAGAGGCUGGUUGCGGCUCAACAAGUUCAUGGAAACCAGUGGGCGCUGAUCGCACGGCUCUUUCCCGGGAGGACAGACAACGCGGUGAAGAACCAUUGGCAUGUCAUCGUGGCUCGCCGUCACAGAGAAAGAUCAAAGCUCGUGAGGAAGAGACCCCUGCAACGGUUCCAAAUCCUAUCCGACGUCGAGCUUUCAAGCAUCCAUUUGUUGCCGCAAACAUACCCUAAUCCUAAACGUAGUUCUAGUGUUUAUAGGAGGAGUUCACAGCUCCAUGACCAGCCACCUCGCCGUUAUCGUCGUCUACCUCGCUGGAGUCUCGUGGCAUGCGAGGAGGAUGCCAAGUACAAGAAGGCAGCUCCUCUGGAUUCCGGUAAAUGCUCCUCCGAGAGUGAUUGCUGUCACGCAGUAAACGCAUGCGAAAUGGUCGGACAUGGGGACGAUUCUGACAUGUCCAUCGAUCAUAGAGCCAUGAAUGAGAAGACUGAUAGAAGGAAGAACGUUCCUUUCAUAGACUUUCUGGGCGUUGGGAUGACUUCUUGAAUCCAAGAACCUUUUUGUUCUUGAAAGUUUGUGGCGAAUGCUUGCUGUAAUGAUUUCUUUUGAGUUUUAGGAGAAACAACAUAUAUAACAUUUCCAGGAAAUCUUUGUUCCGAAUGCAUAAUGC